This is a messenger RNA of Diospyros lotus (date-plum), 1986 nucleotides long. Its product is annotated as protein IQ-domain 26-like. Gene Ontology annotation, molecular function: protein binding. Bases 411 to 1679 code for a protein of 422 amino acids. The record is from RefSeq and is a predicted model, not a curated record. NCBI's taxonomy places the organism in Eukaryota, Viridiplantae, Streptophyta, Magnoliopsida, Ericales, Ebenaceae. The transcript has 3 exons.
UUCACCUUAUGUGCCAUCUCGGCAUCUCCUCUUGCGCUGCUCUCCAGGUUCCAACUGCAAACGAUAAAAAUGGAAGCUUUUUCUUCUCCUUUAUCCUUUUACCUUUUCUUUUCCUUGGAUUCCAAGGAAGUUGUGAAUUCUUAUCAUGGGAAGAGCUUAACGGUGUUCAUUACUUGAAACUGAAAGUAGGGUUUUUUGUCCCUCUCUCUCUCUCUCUCUCUCUCUCUGUGGAUUAUCUCAACUGGUUUCUGAUUUCUUUGUUCACAAAAAGGAAAGAAGCUAGAUUGAAGCUGUAAAACUGGGAAUUCUUUACUUGGUAUUUCUGCAUUUCACCCUUUUUAAGGCCCAGCCGUCCCUUCUUUCUCUCUUUCAAUUCAAUCUCUCUCUCUCUCUCUCUCUCAAUUCAAUCUAUGGGAAGAGCAACCAGGUGGCUAAAGGGCUUGUUCGGGAUAAAGAAAGACAAACCAAAAAAGGACAGCACCAAUCCCGGUGACCGGAAAGACACGAAUAGCUGGAGCCUUGGCCACUCGGGGAGAGACACCGGUCCGCUGUGUCAGAAUCCAGCGACCAUACCACCAAACAUUACGCCGGCCGAGGCUGCUUGGCUCAAAUCCUUCUACCAUGACACCGAAACCGGCGAAACGGAGCAGAACAAGCACGCAAUCGCCGUCGCGGCCGCCACUGCCGCCGCCGCAGACGCAGCCGUCGCAGCAGCUCAGGCGGCAGUCGCGGUCGUCAGGCUCACUAGCCAGGGCCGAGGCACCAUGUUCGGUGGCGGCCGGGACUGGUGGGCCGCCGUCAAGAUUCAGACCGUUUUCCGCGGAUUUUUAGCCAGAAAGGCGUUGAAAGCUCUGAAAGCACUGGUGAAGCUUCAAGCUCUAGUUAGAGGGUAUCUGGUGAGGAAACAAGCCGCUGCAACGUUCCAUGGAAUGCAAGCUUUGAUACGAGCACAGGCGACUGUUCGUGCCCAGAAAUCGCUCGGAUUAUCCUUCAACACUAACAAUUUUCAUCCACAUUUUAGAGCAAGAAAAUCUAGCGAAAGAUUUGAUGAUACGAGAAGCGAGUACAUUUCACGAAUUCAUAGCAGAAGGCUUUCGGCUUCUUUCGAUGCCACAAUGAACGGAAAUUAUGGCGUAGAUGAGAGCCCCAAGAUAGUGGAAAUGGACACCGGGAGGCCCAAAUCAAGAUCCCGGCGGACGGACGCCUCGCCGUCGGAUUCCGGCGAGGACCCGUUCGGCCAUCCGCCGCCGUCGCCGCUCUGCUGCCGGAUCCUCCGAGACGAUGACUGCCGCUUCUCCACUGCCCAGAGCACGCCCCGCUUCGUCAAUUCCACCGGACAAGUCACCCCUGCGAAAAGCACCUGCACCGACGGCGGCGUUUACCGGCAGUACGCCGGUUUCCCGAACUACAUGGCGAAUACACAGUCGUUCAAGGCGAAGCUGAGGUCUCAGAGCGCCCCGAAACAGCGGCCCGACGCGGGGUCGUCGAAGAAGAGGCUUUCGUUGAACGAGAUGAUGGAAUCAAGAAGAAACAGCCUGAGUGGGGUCAGAAUGCAGAGGUCAUGUUCACGAGCCCAGGAGGUGAUCAAUUUCAAGAACGCUGUGAUGGGCAAUCUUAACAGGUCUUCAGAAUUUUCUCGAGAAAAGGAGAGAGAUUUCGGUUUGCCGAGAAAGUGGUGAGAAAGACAUGAGAAUGUGUGUAAAGUACGUGCAAGGAAGAUGUGAUUAGAGUUUCCCCCUUUGCUUUUCCUUUUGAGUUUAAGGUUUAAUGAUGGUAUACUAGGUAAUCAUCUUUAAAUCAUUGCAGAUCUCUUGCUUUGUCUAAUCAUUGCUUCUUGAUUUGACUUCCUCAAAACGAAUCCAGCAGCAGCAGAAAGCUCUAAGCUGCUACACUAUUUGUAAUUCACUAAUUAAGUGUAGUCAUUUGGACUCGAUAAUCAAACUGAACCAAUGUAAUUGACCUGAUUUCAUUCGGGAUUUUUCUUAA